Molecule: messenger RNA, 1838 nt
Organism: Pteronotus mesoamericanus
Lineage: Eukaryota; Metazoa; Chordata; Mammalia; Chiroptera; Mormoopidae
Gene: BPNT1
Product: 3'(2'), 5'-bisphosphate nucleotidase 1
Exons: 10
Coding region: 162-1133 (323 amino acids)
Biological process (GO): phosphatidylinositol phosphate biosynthetic process
Molecular function (GO): 3'(2'),5'-bisphosphate nucleotidase activity
Source: RefSeq, a predicted model, not a curated record
GGCAAGGGUAGAUCCAGGCGGAUCCGAGUUGUGCAACGGUUCCUAACGCCAUCCCUUUGCACAGAUAAGCAGGGAUUCAAGGGAUUUCUGUUCAGAAAAGGUUACCGUGAAUCUGAUUGCGUCUCCAGAUACUCCUAUUUCGGACGUAGACUCGGUUUAUCAUGGCUUCCGGCCCCACCGUGCUGAUGCGGUUGGUAGCCUCGGCCUACUCCAUUGCUCAGAAGGCAGGAACCAUAGUCAGACGAGUUAUUGCUGAAGGAGACCUGGGUAUCGUGGAGAAGACUUGCGCGACGGACCUGCAGACCAAGGCGGAUCGGCUGGCGCAGCUCAGCAUCUGCUCCUCACUGGCCCGGAAAUUCCCCAGACUGACCAUUAUAGGGGAAGAGGACCUGCCUCACGAGGACGUGGACCAGGAGCUGAUCGAGGACGGGCAGUGGGAAGAGAUACUCCGGCAGCCGUGCCCGCCGCAGUACAGCGCCGUCAAGGAGGAGGACCUUGUGGUCUGGGUUGAUCCUCUGGAUGGUACCAAGGAAUAUACUGAAGGUCUUCUUGACAAUGUUACAGUUCUUAUUGGAAUUGCUUAUGAAGGGAAAGCCAUAGCAGGAGUUAUUAACCAGCCGUAUUACAACUACCAGAACAAUGAAAAGCAGAAGUUAAGGGAACACAGGCACGAAGCAAAGGCAGGACCAGAUGCUGUGCUGGGAAGGACAAUCUGGGGAGUUCUAGGUUUGGGUGCCUUUGGGUUCCAGCUGAAAGAAGUGCCUGCUGGGAAACACAUUAUCACAACCACCCGCUCCCACAGCAACAAGCUGGUGACAGACUGUGUCACUGCCAUGAACCCGGACAACGUGCUGCGCGUGGGUGGAGCUGGAAAUAAGAUUAUUCAGCUGAUUGAAGGCAAAGCCUCUGCUUAUGUAUUUGCAAGUCCGGGAUGCAAGAAGUGGGAUACGUGUGCUCCAGAAGUUAUUUUACAUGCUGUGGGAGGCAAGUUAACCGACAUCCAUGGAAACGCCCUUCAGUAUAACAAGGAGGUGAAGCACAUGAACUCCGCUGGGGUCCUGGCCACUCUGAGGAAUCAUGACUACUAUGCAAGUCGAGUUCCCGAAUCUGUUAAAAAAGCUCUUGUUCCUUAAAGGAACACCUCAUUUGCUGAGCUGGGAGGAGCACAGCUGCAGGGAGGGGACGGGGGAGGGCACUGUGUUUCUGAGGUCUCAGCCCCGUGCCGGGAGCUCACCACAGUGGACCCUGACACUAAGGGAACGCUGAAGCUCCUGGGCUCCUGGCAGUCUGUCCAGCCUGCAGGUCACUCAGCCUGCAGUUGGGAUGAAUUUCAAAAUCCCGUGGAGCCAUUUGAAUCUUUCUGCUGUGCUAGAAUAUCAAUAAACCACAGAAAACCUAAAAAAAAUAAAUGCACUCCUUUAAAGGAACAUCCCAUUUCCUUAGCUAGGAGGAGGACUUAGUUCUCAAAAUAAUACAAUUUAAAACUAAUUAGAUGAAAUUAGAGCUCCACCUUUAUUCUCUGUUGAUGACUAAUUUAUCUUUAGGUGCAUAGGAGUAGAAAAUGGAUCUUAAAAACUUUGUGAUUAAUUAAUAAACCAGACCAAUUUUGACAUCUGGGGAAUCUAUAAAGUUCUUUUACUUUUUUUGAAGAAAUGAAAGAUAGGUUCAGUUCCAACUGACUAUCCUGGUCAAUUGUUCAAUCAACAUUCCUAUUGUAUAAACCAGAUUUCUUUAGGGCACAGAAGCACAAGUUGUUACCUGAAUCUCAUUCUUGUUUUCACAGUAAUUUUUAAAAUUUUCCCAUUAUGAAUACACUAAAAUAUCAUUGUGUGUGUUGA